Messenger RNA from Mesorhabditis spiculigera, 594 nucleotides. Lineage: Eukaryota; Metazoa; Nematoda; Chromadorea; Rhabditida; Rhabditidae. The record is from the annotation of a GenBank genome assembly.
AUGCGGCGCCCAUGGUUAUUCUUUGAAAAUGAGGAUGAAGAUAGCGAUGGGGUGGAGCCGAUCUCCAAGCGAAAGCUGGAGAAUAUCACAUGGGGGCUGGGACGAGUCGACCUCGAAGAAAGACAACUUCCAGACGUAUCUGAUCAAUUUGCCGAUGAUCUGAUGGAAAUGGACGGGGAUCCGACCGACGAGAGCAGUUCAGACGAGGCCGUUGAGCCUAUUAUCGAGGAGCCCGCGGACAGUUUCGACGGUACAUUCGAUUCGACACAAUGCUGCACCACCAGCUCCUCCGGUCUCUCCAUCCACCAAGCUUUCGAAGGGCUGAUUCGAUCGCCACAACCACCUUUUCCAUGGAGCCCGAGCAACGGUCAGGUCCAGCCGGGCGCCCUCGCCCUCUACCGCAACUUCCCGCGCAGCGAGGUCGAGAUUUCAGAACUUUCCGACGAAGAACUCGUCACGGACGAUGUUCCACAAGAAGGAAGAGUCGAAGAACCAGCUGACGAUGCUCAAUUCCCUACGGAUGCGAGUGUCUCUUCGCCACAACCCCGCGCUACUACACCAAUGGGCGACGAUGAUGGCGACGAGAUGGAGCUG